GCCCCGCCGCCGCCGCCGCACGCGCCCCGCGCCUCGUCGCACGCGCCCCGCGCCCGCCCGCCGCCAUCCUCCUCCUCCCGCCGCCAUGCCCGCCGACACGGGCAUGGAGAAACCGACCGCCUCGCCUAUCGCGGGGGCGCCGGCCAGCGCCAGCCACACGCCGGACAAACCGCGGAGCGCCAGCGAACACCGGAAGGUAAAUGGCGGCGGCGGGUGUCGAGCGGGGCUCAACAGCGGAGGCGCUGGAUGGCGGCGAGCCCGCGGUCGUGCUGAGUCCUCCAAGCCCAUCAUGGAGAAGCGGCGCCGGGCGCGGAUUAAUGAGAGCCUGGGGCAGCUGAAGACCCUCAUCCUGGAUGCGCUGAAGAAGGAUAGCUCCCGGCACUCCAAACUGGAGAAAGCCGACAUCCUGGAGAUGACGGUCAAGCACCUGCGGAACCUCCAACGGGCGCAAAUGACGGCCGCGCUCAGCGCCGACCCCACCGUCCUCGGCAAGUACCGGGCUGGAUUCAACGAAUGCAUGAACGAGGUGACGCGGUUCCUGUCCACCUGCGAAGGGGUGAACACCGACGUGAGGACCCGCUUGCUCAGUCACCUCUCGGCUUGCCUGGGUCAGAUCGUGGCCAUGAACUACCCACCGCCGCCACCGCCGCCGGCCGGCCAGCCCGCACAUCUGGCACAGCAGCCUCUGCACGUCCAGCUGCCCCCCGCAGCAGCCAGCGCCGUGCCCGUCCCCUGCAAACUGAACCCUGCCGAAGCCCUAUCCCCCAAAGUCUACGGGGGUUUCCAGCUCGUCCCUGCUACCGACGGCCAGUUUGCUUUUCUCAUCCCGAACCCAGCCUUUCCUCCCAGUUCUGGACCAGUUAUUCCCCUGUAUGCCAAUGCCAACGUCCCGGUGUCCGCGGGCAGCGGCUCAGGGAACGCGGCCGCCACCCCGUCGGCAUCCCCGGUGCAGGGGUUGACAUCAUUUGGGGGCAGCAUUGUUCCAGCGUCCCAGGCGGGAAGUCCCAUCGGAGAGCGCAGUGAAUCCGUGUGGAGACCUUGGUGACUUGCCUAAAAUGAUAUUCCCCCCCCACACACACCUCCCUACAUCCCCCUGCCCCCCCCCACCCCCCCCCAAAAAAAAAAAACACAACAAAAAAAAACAAACAACAAACACUCUUCUGUUGGCUCCGUUGUAUGGAGCCCUGUUAUGUUUGGGUUUUUUAAGCAGAUUUAAACAGAAAGGAAAAAAGGACCUCGCUAUGAACGUGCUAUUUAUUAUUUUCAGAGGUUGGGAUCUCGACUUGUAUUUUUACUCCUUUAAAAUGCCUUUAUUUGAGAUACUUUUUUUAAAAAAAAAAUAAAUGAGAAAUAGUUUUGUAACAAAUAUUCAAAAGUAUAAUGCCAAAGUUGUUUGUAUCCUGUUUGUCUGUGUGUGUGUGCGUGCCUGUGUUGAAGACUUCCAAAAAAAAGAAAAGAAAAAAAAAUUGCAGGUGUUUAA
Messenger RNA from Tyto alba (common barn owl), 1480 nucleotides. It is a transcript of the gene HES4, whose product is annotated as hes family bHLH transcription factor 4. Gene Ontology annotation, biological process: regulation of neurogenesis; regulation of transcription by RNA polymerase II; anterior/posterior pattern specification. The transcript is spliced from 4 exons. The record is from RefSeq and is a predicted model, not a curated record. The coding region runs from base 86 to 1045 and encodes 319 amino acids. NCBI's taxonomy places the organism in Eukaryota, Metazoa, Chordata, Aves, Strigiformes, Tytonidae. Gene Ontology annotation, molecular function: DNA-binding transcription factor activity, RNA polymerase II-specific; protein dimerization activity; RNA polymerase II cis-regulatory region sequence-specific DNA binding. Gene Ontology annotation, cellular component: nucleus.